CCAUAUAUCCUUCCUUCCCUGCACCGCGCAUCCUCCGCUCGAGAAGCGAAUCACGAGUGUCUGGUGCUGACCGUCAUACUCGCCGUCGACAUCUCCGCAACGAGUCCGCACCGAACAUGUCUUCCACCGGCGUGAACGUCCUCCGAUGGGGAGCGCUGGUCUUUGGCGUCUUCUACGGCUUUUCACAUCAGCAAGUCAUCAGCUCGAGAGACAAGCGGGCCGCAUAUCAGCAUGAAUACGACCGAAAAGCCAAGCUCAUAUCAGAGGCGAAGGCUAAAUUUGCAGAGAAGAGCCGGCCCAGCACUGGCAGCGGUGUGAUAACGAACCCUGACGACCCAAAAUUCGAUCUCGAAGCAUACCUGACACAGGUCGCAAAGGAGAGCCCGUAGGUGUGGAGGAACGAGAUACGCAGGGCAUGAGCGAGACCUAGUUCUCCAGAAGAGCUAUACCAGAGAGCAAAAUUGUCGGCGCUGCGGAUAGAGGUUGCCGCAUCGAGUCAAUCGGACCAUCAAUGCUAUUAGAGGACUUGCAUUCAAUGCUCUACAAAACCAGCUGCCCCAAGACUGACGAAGGCCGGGAAGUGCACCUUCGCCAAGCAAAGAAUCUUGUAUAUACCCUGUAACAACAAAUUCUCCGUCGUCCAGCUUGCCGCGCGAUGUUCUACAUACAUGGCACGCUUCGGGGCGGCCACUGCCGUGGACGGCAAAUACAUUCUCAAUGCGACGCGCAUGGAAGAGCUCCGGAUUUGCAGCACGUGACGGUCCGAGAGAUCUCCAGGCAGCUG
Molecule: messenger RNA, 784 nt
Organism: Pseudocercospora fijiensis CIRAD86
Lineage: Eukaryota; Fungi; Ascomycota; Dothideomycetes; Mycosphaerellales; Mycosphaerellaceae
Exons: 3
Coding region: 117-389 (90 amino acids)
Biological process (GO): proton motive force-driven ATP synthesis
Molecular function (GO): proton transmembrane transporter activity
Source: RefSeq, a predicted model, not a curated record